AUGAUGAAGCCCAACCUCAGUGACAUAGUGAUUUUUGGUUCAACGUGCACAGUUCACUUGCACACAGUCCUCAAAUCUCUGGGUGCGCGUGAAAAGGCGGCGAUCAUCACCAUUAGGAACGAUGAGACAAAGGGGUACCGUGUCUUAUUGCUAAAGAAGUGUGUCGUCGUGGUCACGCAACUUGUGAAGAACAUUGGGAUCUUAAACACCAUUCAAAACAUCAAAGCACUUAAAGAACACGAUACUUCUAAAGGUCAGAAGGAUCCCAAGACGAUCACGACAAACGUUUAG
Molecule: messenger RNA, 291 nt
Organism: Peronospora matthiolae
Lineage: Eukaryota; Oomycota; Peronosporomycetes; Peronosporales; Peronosporaceae
Source: the annotation of a GenBank genome assembly